Molecule: messenger RNA, 1106 nt
Organism: Lontra canadensis (Northern American river otter)
Lineage: Eukaryota; Metazoa; Chordata; Mammalia; Carnivora; Mustelidae
Gene: GLIPR1L2
Product: GLIPR1 like 2
Exons: 6
Coding region: 10-1086 (358 amino acids)
Source: RefSeq, a predicted model, not a curated record
GGGUGGACCAUGGAGGAUCCAAGGCCCUUUGCGCGGGAAUGGUGCGCCCAAUCACUUCCCCUGAUGCGAGGAGGCGUUUUGAGGCUGUGGCUACUACUGCUGGAUUUCGGUUUGAACGCGACACUUCCUCAUGAAGAGGAUGUACACUUUAUCAAUGAGUAUGUGAACCUCCACAAUGAGCUCCGGGGCAACGUCCUCCCCCGAGGGUCUAACUUGCGCUUCAUGACUUGGGAUGUAGCUUUGUCACGGACUGCUAGAGCAUGGGGGAAAAAAUGUGUCCUUGAACAUAAUAAUCAUUUAGAAGAACUAAACAUGGCCCAUCCUGUAUUUAAUGGUAUUGGUGAAAAUAUAUGGGUUGGACCUGAAAAUGAAUUCACUGCAAGUAUUGCUAUCAGAAGUUGGUAUGAAGAGAGGAAAAUGUACAAUUUUGAAAAUGACAGUUGCUCUAGUGACUGUUCUAAUUAUAAACAGCUUGUUUGGGACUUAUCUUACAAAGUCGGUUGUGCUGCUACUUCAUGUACAAGAGUUGGACGUAUUAGAUAUGCAGUAAUUUUCAUAUGCAACUAUGCACCAGGAGGAUCUCUGUCAAGAAGGCCUUAUAGACCAGGAAUAAUUUGUGCUCAAUGUAGCAGAUAUGACAGAUGCACAGAUUUUCUAUGCAGUAAUGCAGAUCGUGACCAAUCCGUAUAUUACCGAUUUUGGUAUCCCAGAUGGGAAGUUCCUCGGCCAAUUGUGUGUGAUCCACUGUGCUUAUUUAUUUUCUUUCUGAGAAUGUUGUGUUUUUCAAUAUGUAUCAUAGUUGUUUUGAUAAUACAGUCUCGGUUUCCAAAUAUAUUACUGGAAGAAGAAAUGAUGCUUGCCUCUGAUCUAACUGAGGUAGAGCCAGAACAGUUACAGGAAAAGGAAGAGGAGAUGGAGGAAGAAGACAGGGCAAAGGUGGAGGAAGACGUGGAGGAAGAGGAAGAAUAUAAAGAAAAGGAAGAGGAAGAGGAAGGGGGUAAAGAGGAGGAAGGGGAGGAAGAGGGUGAAGAACAGGAAAAGAAGGAGAAGGAGGCAGUGGAGGAUGAAGAUUUACCACCACCAUAAGACAAAAGUGUAAUACAAAA